Molecule: messenger RNA, 2261 nt
Organism: Oreochromis aureus
Lineage: Eukaryota; Metazoa; Chordata; Actinopteri; Cichliformes; Cichlidae
Product: N-acetylmuramoyl-L-alanine amidase-like
Exons: 4
Coding region: 156-1604 (482 amino acids)
Biological process (GO): defense response to Gram-positive bacterium; peptidoglycan catabolic process; detection of bacterium
Molecular function (GO): N-acetylmuramoyl-L-alanine amidase activity; peptidoglycan binding; peptidoglycan immune receptor activity
Source: RefSeq, a predicted model, not a curated record
CCUACAUAAAUACACCUAGACAAGUGAGGGAGGCCCACACAUUUUGGAUUAUUGCAGAGAUUCGUUCAUAUUUCACUGUUUAGAUUCAUUUGUUUUGCAAGAAUAAAAAAUAAAACAAUAAAUCACUUUAAGAAGCACCAACCGGGAGAUGCAGUAUGGCUUUCUGUGGACUCACAUUUUUUCUUCUGGCUUUAUUUUACCUCUUUACUGUCUACAGCAGGCCGACAGGCGUCCACCUGCGUAACAUGGAAGGCUUUAUUCAAGCUGUGGAGCAGGUCGAACACUCCAACCCUGGCCUGGCCCCCCUGGCUCUGGUCAGGGCCCUGCGGAGGACUGCAGGCCAUGACGACGUGAUGACCAUCCAUUUCUUGGGCGCUUCCAAUAAUCUCAGCGAUGCUGACCUCCUGGAGACGGCCAUUCUCAACGCCUCAUCCUUCAGCUUUUUUGACAAGGCCAUCCACCACAUUGUGACGGACCAUGGAGAAGAACGAGGGGUGGUUCUCGCAAGAGAUGGAACUACGGUAGCGCUUGCACCCUUAUUACUAGGAAUUGAAUCAGGGCUCAAAGCCAAGAUGGAAGGGGUGGCAGCAGCUGGGAUCUUCCCUCUCACCUUAGGCAGGACACUGGGCUUAUCAUUUCUCAGCCUCCAGGACUUCCCACCAUCUCACCGUUUGGGGCCUGACGGGUGCUGGGAUAACGUGGAGCACCCCAGGGUGUUCAAACUGUCUCAGCCUGCCACUCUAGCCACUGAUGCCAUGAUCAGUGGGGGCAUGGAUGGCCUUAUACUGGGCACGGACCUCAGCAAUUUAACUGCAUCUGAACAGCCACAGGCCCUCAGUGAGAUUCUGAGAGGAUACUACAGUUUUACUCUGAGUGAGGGGCAGGGCAUGGAUGCUGUGAGCGGUCAGAUUAGCCCAAGGAGGAGGGAGCUCUCUAGAUCCAUCCUAGAGUCUGUUGAUCUUCACAGCCAGGUGAUGGAGACACUAGCAUUGGUCUGGAAACUGGAGAAGACGGAAUGGAUUUCUAUGGACACUGGGGUAGGGAAGGCGGUGAAAGAUGGAUUGGAGACAUUUGUGAAGAAGUACUGGGACUGCCCUCAAAUCAUCCCUCGCUGUCAGUGGGGGGCAAAGCCCCACCGGGGUACACCUAUCCCACUCUCUCUUCCCCUCCAGUAUCUGUACAUUCAUCACACUUAUGAGCCAUCGUCACCCUGUUUAUCCUUCCCAAACUGUUCUCGUGACAUGAGGUCCAUGCAGCGUUUCCACCAGGAGGACCGUGGGUGGGCUGACAUCGGAUACAGCUUUGUGGUCGGGUCUGAUGGCUACGUUUAUGAGGGUAGGGGUUGGCAUCAUCUCGGCACGCACACCAGGGGACACAAUGCCAUUGGGUAUGGCGUGUCAAUCAUCGGUAACUACACUGCCACGCUGCCAUCUCGCUAUGCCAUGGACCUGUUACGUCAUCGACUUGUCCAAUGUGCUAUACACGGAGGAGGACUGGUUUCCAAUUUCACCAUCCAUGGCCACAGACAGGCGGUGAACUACACCGCCUGCCCUGGAGACGCCUUCUUUUCAGAAAUAAAAACCUGGGAGCAUUUCAGCGAAUAAGAGGACAUCCGCUGCCAGGAUUCUAUCAUCAAAGGUUCAUCCCUACUUUUGGAAAUUACUUUUGGAAAAUCUCUUAUACUCUGGAUAGUUCUAUCUUAUUAAUGUAGAGGUCACAUUUAAAAUCUGCAUAGUUCAAUGCAGAAAGAACUGAAUUCUGUGGUAUUGCUCAAAUAGCAGCAACAGAGGGUUUGACAUUGAAACUUAAAGUUCAUUCAGAUUUUAGUGUUUAUAAAGUAACUUAAACCUUGGCUAAGUUUAGAUCCAGUAUACAAAGUGAUACCAUGAUGUACUAUAAUUAUUUAUCAGCUAGUCAGUAUGUUUAUCCACCCAAUUAUCGACCGAAUGAAUGUUCUUUAUCAGUCCUUUGGGUGAUAUUUGGGUGGAUAAACACAGUCCUAAUCAUCAGUACUAAUGGUCAGUAGGUGCCCUACUCUCCCUACCAGCAGGCUCAGAUGGGAGGUUUCAACAGACAAAUAACAUUCAAAACUGAUGCCUUGCAUAUUGUUAGAAUGAUAUUAGAGACUAGAAUAGGGUACCCGGUAAUAAAACUGUCAAGUGCCCGUCACCAUUUUGAGAUCCGCGGCAACAUGUCAUGCAGGACGCAUCUCCCUUCUAGAAGUAUUGUGUAAGAGAAUAAAAUGUGAAAUGGUCUACUGA